UCAGAAGCAGAUAAUAGCGAAUUUGUACCACCAUGACCCGAAAUCAGAACAUUAAUUCUAAAGAAAACGUAACCAAAAUCAUAUUUAAAAAUUCUAUGAAUACAUUACGCACUUCGAAAACAUAUUCUGGAGCAUCAGAAAUUUACACUAGAAGUUUAUUAUUGCAACUGAAACGAAAUUUACCAAAAGAUAAGUAUUAUAAAGAUAACGGAACAGUAAAAAGGGAUCUUAGUAUAGAAACUGAUAUAUGCAUUCUUAGGAGGUAUUAUAAGAAGCGGAGAAACAGAUUUCUUAAUCGAGAAGCAAUGUCUGCGAAGUCUAAGUAUUCUAUAAACCAAACAGAAAUUGAUACCAUAGAUGAAUUCAAGCAUGACACCAGUGCCUGUGGCGAUAGCGAACAGAAUGUAAAUGCUGCGAAUAAACAUUUAAAUAUUAAUCUAACGUCAUUAGUGAUAGACAAUCUUAAAGACCUGCUUAACGACUGGAUUAAAACAUAUUUACUAGAAAAGAGAGAGACAAAACAAAAAGUUGAUACGGUACUUGAUUCAAUACUGCACAAGCUAGAAUUGCAAACAAAAGAAGAAGAUACAUCCUCCUCGUGUACGUACACUGUUGAUAUUGAAGUUGGCCGUUGUAAUCGAAAUAAAAGAGCCGAAUUGCAAUCGAAGGAAUUGAAAAAUGUCACGUUACAAGCUACAAAGCUAACAGAAGAAGCUUCCGUUUUAAGUAUACCUUUAAAUGGUAAAUAUCUGAGAAUUAUAUCGACACUGAGUCUUCCACGAAACGCACAAAAAAUUAAGAGAGGUAGAAAGUCUCGGCAUAAUAUGAAACGAUUCCGUCAUAAGAAAAUUUUUCUAUCAAUAAGUAAAUCAAGCAACUACAUAUUCCAAUCUUCAAAUUUGGACUUUUUGACAUUACCAACAAAAUCUUUCACUAAACAUUGUGUCACAUACGAUCACGACGCGAAUAUAAAAUUUAAAAAUUUCAUUAUGCCUAAAUCAUCAUCGGACACAAAUGAUUACAUCGUUGAUUCCACUUGUAAAGAAAGUAACCAAAGUAUACGCAAUGUCAAAACAAAUAGAACUUAUUCAAAUUCUCAUAACAUUAAAAGUUUUUAUGAAAAUAUAUACAGUGACACUAGCAAUAGAAAUAAUAACGAUGCUGAAAAAGAGGUUAAGUUAAAUGACAAUAUAAACAAAGAUAUAUGUAAAUCACCGAAUGAAGAAGAUCAAAGUGAUCCACUUAUUACUAUUGACUUAAUAACACACAGUUAUGAGAAUCAUGAUAAAAAUAAACAAAGUAAUCUCAACUUGAAAGCAUCAAAGAGAGCUAAAAAUCUGAAAGCUAAGUUUAGAGGAAGUAAUAAAUGUAAGAAAAACGUAUCAAAAUCUCACCACUUAAAAAAUAUAAAUCCAAAACAGUUUACUUAUUUAUUUCGGAAAUCAAAUAACUUAAAUCAAGAAAAAACAUUACUAAAACAUUUCCAAAGUAUUAUCAGGUAUUUUUCGAGUUGUGAAGGCAAAAAAGAUAUAAAAGUAGAUAUUCACGUCAAUGUGUUCCCAUCGAAGGAGAAUAAAAAAGAUCACUUUAAUGAUUUAGACAAAAACGAAAAUAAAACUGCCCAUUGUGAUUUAUUAGUGUAUACAAAUAAUGAAAAAAUACGUGAUGCACGUGAUGUAACCUCAUGUGAUAAACAAAAUAUUAUUUCCCUACUUGAUGGUGCUGCUAGCCAAGUAAAAUAUAUUAUUAGUAGAGAAACUUCGACAGAUAUAUCCGAAAUUAAUAACAAAAUAGAAACUGAAAUAAAUCCUCUGAAUGCAAAACAUUCAAAAAUAGCUCAAGAGAUAAAUGAAUUAAAAAUAAUUUUAAAAUCUUUAGCAACAACCGCAGAAAAAUUAGCUAAUGGUCGUUUACACAAACAAAAUGUACACAAGGAAAUCUUAAACAAUACUGGUAUAGACGUUAGCACCACAAAUAAGCCUGAUAUGCAAACUGUAAAUACGAGUAUAUCAAAUAUAAUAAAGUCAUCUAAAAGUGUUCAGUUUUCCAAUAAACCUAAAAGUGAAAUAGUGUCUGGAAUAAAAAUAAAAAAAGGACCAAAACAUAAACAUUCCAGUAAUUUUAAUGCAAAUCUUGUGAAGAAAAAUACCUCAUAUAAUAUCAUAGAUAGUGAAUCUAUAAUAAAAGUAACAGAUAUGACUUUAGCUCCACAAGGGUGCACAGAAUCAACAGUAGAUGAAGCUGUCACUUGCUCAUUACCAAUAUCGAAAUCAGUAUUUAAAUUUGAAAUUGGACCGGAGAAAAAUAAGUUGUUAGCAUAUUAUUGUGAUGAAGAAAAAAUGCACAAUAUCUGUCAACAUCACAACCCAUACCGUUCAAUUUCAAAUGGGAACCGAUGUCAAAAAGUAAAGCAAUUUUGUAUGCUUUCAAAAUACAAUCAAGACAUAGGCUGUAAUUAUGAACCAGAGUUUACACCAACAAAUGAUGAUUGCGAGCUGUGUGAUAAUUCCAGUUCAUCCAUUUGUAUAGAUAUUGAUAGUAAUUCGUUUGAUAGAAAAUUAACGAUAAGGCACAAUUCUGGAAUGGGUUUCUGGGAAGGAUGUUUUUACUGUCUGCUGUUAUGGAUACCACUAUUAUUAGUUUCGUGGUUGUUUUAUGUCCAUGUGAUAAGAGAUUUACUCAGGCAAAAAAAUGAUUUACUACGGAAGUUUUCUUUAGGUGCGCGUUUUAAGCCGAAUACGCCUUCCGCAGAUUUUCCCAUACGUCUUGCUGAUUUAGGGUUUUAG
This is a messenger RNA of Vanessa tameamea, 2786 nucleotides long. Its product is annotated as metacaspase-2-like. The transcript has a single exon. Lineage: Eukaryota; Metazoa; Arthropoda; Insecta; Lepidoptera; Nymphalidae. The coding region runs from base 33 to 2786 and encodes 917 amino acids. The record is from RefSeq and is a predicted model, not a curated record.